AUGACCAUGAACUCGAAUACCCAUCCAAACUCUCUUGAACAGCUUAACAAACUUGCUCUAUCCACCACCGCUGCAGAAGGGUUAGAUCUUGUCCGAGCACCUUCUGCUCCGCCUCCACCAGCACCUCAUGCACGUGAUGAUAUCGACGAAUCCGCGUCGAUACAUGAGAAGAGCCUGGAAAGGGGAGUAGAAGGUGAUCGUUUAGAAGAGGAUGUUGCCGAAGCGAUAGAGGAGUUUGAAUAUCCAGAGGGAGGAUAUGGGUGGAUCGUCGUAGGAUGCUGUAUGACAUUUGCGGCUUUGACUAUGGGGUGGGGUGUAGCGUGGGGUGUCUUCCAAGCUCAUUAUGCCGAAUAUACAUUUCCGGAACAAGCUUCAAAGUUGAGUAUAAUAGGUGGACUUUUCGCUCUGUUGCAAAACACAACUUCCUUUGUAGCUGGAAAGAUCGGCGAUAAAUUCGGUUUCAAAAGAGUACUAUUCGUGUCGGUAUCCGUCUAUUGGCUAGCUCUAUUCUUAGCCUCUUGGAGUACGAAAUUAUGGCAGAUCACCCUUACCCAGGGUGUGUUGACUGGUAUCGGAGUUGGUAUAUGUCAGCCCAUGUUCUUCAGUCUACCAUCACAAUGGUUUCAUAGUAAAAGGGGUCUAGCUUCGGGUUUAGCUAUCGCAGGUGCUGGUUUCGGAGGAGCAAUUGGCACUUUGAUCAUCAGGGCUCUAUUGAAGGCAAUAGGACCUCACAAGACAUUACUCAUAUACUCAUUCAUCAACCUGACACUCAUGACGGUCGCCACUUUCCUUGUUCGUACCCAACCUAAAUCUCCCGAAGCCAGAGCGAAAGGUAAAGGACCAUGGUUUGACAAGAGGGUCUGGAAAUUGGUACCAUUCCAUUUCUUGGCUUUGUGUUUGUUGUUAAAUACUUUCGGGUACAGCACCGUCCUUUUCUUCUUGACUCAAUACAUCAAGCAAUUGAGAGGCGUCCCAAGUAAUGAUAUUCUUGGUGCUCUACCAUUAAGUUUACUCAACUUCUGUGCCGGUGUCGGUCGUAUAUCCAUUGGAUACGCCGCAGACAAACUAGGAGCGAUGAACACUUUUGUCUUCGUCUGUAUGGCCUCAGCAGCUGCCAUCCUGGCCUUGUGGUUACCUGCUACGACUUAUAAUGUCAUCGUCGCGUUUGGUGUAAUAUAUGGAUUGAUCGCUCCGACAUAUUACACUCUCAUUCCCAUGGCAGCCGCCGAGGUCUUUGGUCCCGAUAACCUAGCCUCUAAUGUUGGUGUAGUAUUGCUGUUCACCGCUCCCGCAGGACUGGGGGGCGGUUUAGUCGGAGGUCAAAUACUGGAAAAGACGGGCGAAUGGAAAUGGUUGAUAGUGUACGGAGCAUUGUUGCAUGCUGUGGCUGGAGUCUGUAUAUUGAUCACUCGGUUGAUGAUAGAUAAACGGAUAUGGGCAAAAGUGUAG
Kwoniella botswanensis is the source of this 1449-nucleotide messenger RNA. RefSeq lists its product as uncharacterized. The transcript is spliced from 11 exons. Gene Ontology annotation, molecular function: transmembrane transporter activity. Gene Ontology annotation, biological process: transmembrane transport. Bases 1 to 1449 code for a protein of 482 amino acids. The record is from RefSeq and is a predicted model, not a curated record. NCBI's taxonomy places the organism in Eukaryota, Fungi, Basidiomycota, Tremellomycetes, Tremellales, Cryptococcaceae. Gene Ontology annotation, cellular component: membrane.